AGCCUCGCUGCCGGCCAUCGCCCCGCCGGACCGCGCCGCGGGCUCGCCCAGGCCGGAGAAGCAGCCUCGAGGCCGCAGAGUUUUAAGAGCAAGCCGGUGACAUCGUCCGGAGCGUGUGGGGUUUGCGGCCGGGGCAGCUCCUGCCAAGCCUCCAAGUGUUCCUGCCGCAGGAAAUGUGAAGCCAAGGUGGUGACCCCCUGCUGUGUGCACCUGCUCCAGGCCCCCCGGAACUCCACGCCGUCCGCUGCUCUCUCCGGUGACCAGCCAUUGCGGCCCGCGGCCCUGAGCCCCGCCAUGGAGGACGGGCAUGAGCUGGACCUCACCUACAUCACGGAGCGCAUCAUCGCCGUGUCUUUCCCCGCUGGUGGCUGCGAGGAGUCCUACCUGCGCCACCUGCAGGAGGUCACGCGGAUGCUCAAGUCCAAGCAUGGCGACAACUACCUGGUGUUAAACCUUUCGGAGAAGAGGUACGACCUUGCAAAGCUCAACCCAAAGAUCAUGGAUGUGGGAUGGCCGGAGCUGCACGCGCCGCCCCUGGACAAGAUGUGCACCAUCUGCAAAGCGCAGGAGUCCUGGCUCAACAGCGACCCCCAGCACGUGGUGGUCAUCCACUGCAGGGGUGGCACAGGUCGCAUAGGAGUGGUCAUCUCGUCCUACAUGCACUUCACCAACGUCUCGGCCAGUGCCGACCAGGCCCUCGACAGAUUUGCCAUGAAGAAGUUUUACGACGACAAAGUGGCAGCUUUGAUGCAGCCUUCCCAGAAGCGGUACGUGCAGUUUCUCAGCGGGCUGCUGUCCGGCGCCGUGAAGAUGAACGCCUCGCCCCUCUUCCUGCACUGCGUGGUCCUGCACGGCACCCCCAGCUUCGACGCGGGGGGAGCUUGCCGGCCCUUCCUGAAGCUCUACCAGGCCAUGCAGCCCGUGUACACCUCGGCCAUCUACAACGUGGGCGCAGAGAACCCCGGCAGGAUCUGUCUCGCGGUGGAGCCGGCGCAGCUGCUGAAGGGGGACAUCAUGGUGAAGUGCUACCACAAGAAGCAGCGCUCGGCCACGCGGGACGUCAUCUUCCGUGUGCAGUUCCACACGGGGGCCGUGCAGGGCUACCGGCUCCUGUUUGGGAAGGAGGAGCUGGACAACGCCUGCAGAGAUGACCGUUUCCCUGACUACGGGAAGGUGGAGUUGGUGUUCUCAGCAUCGCCUGAGAAAAUGCAAGGCGCUGAGCAUCUGCACAACGACCACGGAGUGACCGUGGACUACAACACCGCAGACCCGCUGAUCCGCUGGGACUCCUACGAGAACCUGAGUGCAGACGGAGAAGUGUUGCACACGCACGGCCCCGUGGAUGGCAGCCUCUAUGCCAAGGUGAGGAAGAAGAGCACCUCCGAUCCCGGCAUCCCCAGCGGCCCCCAGGCGGGACCAGCCGCCGGCAGCCCAGACCACGGCGAGCACACACUGUCGGUGAGCAGCGACUCGGGCCAUUCUACCUCCUCGGUGCGGACCGACAGGACGGAGGAGCGGCCGGCCCCGGGCGGCAGGAGGGGCCUGAGCCCCCAGGAGAAGGCGGAGUUGGACCAGCUUCUCCGCGGCUUCGGCCUGCAGGAGCCGGGGCCUGCCCUCAAAGACAUGGCCGACGCGCGCAGCCAGGGCAGCGGGACGCGGCUGGUGGUGCCGGCCCAGGUCCACGUGAACGGGGACGCCGCGCUGAAGGAGACCGACAUCCUGGACGACGAGAUGCCGCACCACGACCUGCACAGCGUGGACAGCCUGGGCACCCUGUCCUCCUCGGAGGGGCCGCCAGCCCCCCUGGGCCCUUUCCCCGGCCACAAAAGCAGCCAGAACUCCCUCCUGUCCGACAGCUUCGGCAGCCAUGUGGGCGAGGAGCCGCUGUGUGCGCUGGCCCCGGAGCUGGGCCUCGGCGUGGACGGCCUCUACGAGCGGGAGCGGACGUUCGGGGGCCGGGAGCCCAGGCAGCCACUGCCGCCUCUGUGGAAGCCCUCGGUGUCGGCGCAGGCACAGGCCUACGGACCUGACGGCUACUCCACGCAGACCUGGGUGCGCCAGCAGCAGAUGGUGGCCGCCCAUCACUAUGGCCUUGCGCCCGCCGGGGAGGCCAGGCUCGUGGGCCGCGGCACUGCAGACAGCCCCGGCCUUAUCCAGGCACAGCCCAGCGUCCAGGUCUCCCCCAGCCGCACGGCCAGCAGCCGCGUGACCGCCCAGAGGGGCACUGGCACUGGACUGUGUGCACGCGACUCCCAGCUGCCGACACCCAGGAGCACAGGGGACAGGGUCGUGAAUGGAGCUGGCCAGGGGCUGGGUGCAGGCCCCUCCCCAGGCUCCCCGACCCUGGACAUCGACCAGUCCAUUGAGCAGCUCAACAGGCUGAUCCUGGAGCUGGACCCCACCUUCGAGCCCAUCCCCACCCACAUGAACGCCCUGGGUGGCCCGGCCAGCGGCCCUGUGUACGUGGACAGCGUGGGAGGUGCGCUCCGGGCUGGCAGCAGGCUGCAAGGCUCCUCGGGUGACGAGCCCCUGGGCGGGAGACUGCGGAAGCUGAGCCUGGGCCAGUAUGACAACGAUGCCGGGGCACAGGUGCCCUUCUCCAGGUGUGGCCGGGGGAAACCAGCUGUGGACGCGGCCCCUGGCCUGGUGCCUUUCUCCUCUCCUGCAGACGUCAAAGAGACAGUGGUCACCGCGUACCCGCCAGACCUGGACGUGUGCGACGGCCGGGCGCCGAGUGGCAAGGAGCCUGUGUGUGCGAUUCCGGUGUUCCCCGUGUCUCCAGAAACCCCGUACGGGAAGACGCCCCUGCGCUGUCCCCCGUUCAGCCCACCCGAGGCCCUGCGGAGCAGCCCGGCCACGCCGCACCCAGGAGGGCAUGAGCCCCGAGGCUGCCCCGAGAGCCUUGGUCACGUCGUGGGGAUGUCAGAGAGCCCCCUGGGACCCGCCCCCGCCAUGCUGGGGGCCGACGCCCCCGCCACGCCCAGCUUCCAGCAGGCUUUCGCGUCUUCCUGCAAGAUCUCGAGCAAUGGCCCGGGCCCCAGGAGAGAGAGCCCGUCCUCCGCAGAGCACCCGUGGCUGGAGAGCAGUCGGCCCGCAGGAGGACCCCUCGGCGCCCGCGAGUUCUCUGGCCCGAGCCCGGACCCCCCGGGGCUGCCCUGCUUCCUGCCUUCGGAGCUCCAGGCCUCUUUCCACAGCCACGAGCUGCCCCUGGUGGAGCGCCCCCCGAGCGGCCAGGCCUUCCUAGGCUUCGGCACCAGCCCUGUGGGUGGCAGCCUUCCACCCCGGGAGGACCCGGGGGCCGUGCUGGGCAAUUGCCACACGGCGUCGCCGGUCCCUGGCACCCCGCUGACUGCAGCAGGCACUGCUGACCACGGCUUCCUGUCGCACAACUUCCUCACUGUGGCACCUGGCCACGGCCACCACAGCCCGGGUCUGCAGGGCCAGGGGCUGAGCCUGCCGGGGCAGCCGCCCCUCCCGGAGAAGAAGCGGGCCUCAGAGGGGGACCGCUCGCUGGGCUCCGUGUCCCCCUCAUCCAGUGGCUUCUCUAGCCCCCACAGCGGCAGCACCGUCAGCAUCCCCUUCCCCAGCAUCCUGCCGGACUUCAAGCCAUCAGACGCGGCCCCGCCCUUGCCAGACAGCCCAGGGGAUAAGCUUGUGAUCGUGAAAUUUGUCCAGGACACUUCCAAGUUCUGGUACAAGGCGGACAUCUCCAGAGAGCAAGCCAUCGCCAUGCUGAAGGACAAGGAGCCCGGAUCGUUCAUCGUGCGUGACAGCCACUCCUUCCGCGGUGCCUACGGCCUGGCCAUGAAGGUGGCCACGCCGCCUCCGUCCGUCUUGCAGAUGAACAAGAAAGGUGGAGACUUGGCCAACGAGCUCGUCCGGCACUUUCUGAUCGAGUGCACCCCCAAGGGGGUGCGGUUGAAAGGCUGCUCCAACGAGCCCUACUUCGGGAGCCUGACGGCCCUGGUGUGCCAGCACUCCAUCACGCCCUUGGCCUUGCCCUGCAAACUGCUCAUUCCCGAGAGAGAUCCAAUGGAGGAGAUCACGGAACAUUCUCCCCAGACGGCGGCCAACUCGGCGGCUGAGCUGCUGAAGCAGGGGGCAGCCUGCAACGUGUGGUACCUGAACUCCGUGGAGAUGGAGUCCCUCACGGGCCACCAGGCCGUGCAGAAGGCCCUGAAUCUCACCCUGCUGCAGGAGCCGCCGCCCGUGUCCACGGUCGUGCACUUCAAGGUGUCAGCCCAGGGCAUCACCCUGACGGACAACCAGCGGAAGCUCUUCUUCCGGCGCCACUACCCCGUGAACAGCGUCAUCUUCUGCGCCCUGGACCCGCAGGACCGGAAGUGGAUCAAGGACAGCCCCACCUCCUCCAAAGUCUUUGGAUUCGUGGCCCGGAAGCAGGGCAGCGCCACGGACAACGUGUGCCACCUGUUUGCAGAGCACGACCCCGAGCAGCCGGCCAGCGCCAUUGUCAACUUUGUGUCCAAGGUCAUGAUCGGCUCUCCAAAGAAGCCCUGAGUCCCUCAUAGCCCAGACCUGGGGGCAGCAGUGGGACGCGAGGCGUGGCCCCACUUUGUCCCGGACUGAUCAUCCUGACAUUCCAGCUCCGUGGACCCGAGCACAGACGUCCCCUAGAGCAGCCUUCCCCGAGUCUCCUCUCGGCCAAUACUUCCUGGCAAGCAAGUGCUUCUGGGUGGCCGGAGCCACUCAGCGUCCACGUGGAAGAAGGACUUGGGAGCAGACAGCACAGAGGCGUGGCAGCCCCGAGUUCCAGGCACCCAGGCCUGUGGGGCGAAGAGCAUGGCAGCCGCCCACGCGGUAGGUGCCGAGUGACCGCAAGGCCCGGCUUUGGGCAGGCACGCCCUCGUCCUGCAGCACCCGCGCCUCCAACUCCCUCGCCAUGAUCUGUGCCAGAAAUGCUUAUGCGACUGACCGGGGCACGCAGGUUUGAUGAAGGUUUGUGCAGGUCGCCCCUUCCGGGGCAUGGCGGGGACCCGCACGAGGGGACGGCGUCCUGGGCUGUGGGGCCCCUGGCGUCUGGAGGACAGUGUGGUGUCAGAGUCUGCCCCCGCCAUCCUGUGUGGGAGCCGGGCCAGAGAGUCCAGGGGGACCCGCACGAGGGAGGACAAGAAGAAGGAAAUGAGAUCGCCACUUCGGUAUAAUUUAUAUUCUGCUUAUGCCAAAUUAUUUAUGCUGACGGUUGCCAUGGCUAUGCUGUACCAGUGUCAAAUGCUGCAGCCCGCCCACUGUGACUAGAGGACGCGCCGUGUGCACCUGCUCCGCACGUGGGUGUACGGUGGACUCGGCCAGGCUGUAAAAUCCGCCUCACCAGCAAUGCCACCAGAACCUGGCUCUGCCUCCAGCCCCCACCCCGCCUCUACCGGCUGACUUCAUGGUGGGGGUGGGCCGUGGGGGCCGCCCCUGGGCCUCACUCAGCAUCACCUGAUGCACCCUUGGCCCCUGUCGGAUCUCGCGAGGCUGUUUCUCGUUGCGCCCGUGGCUUCCUGGCGGGUCCUAUGUGCUUCUGCCGAGAUUGAGGGAGGAGGAGGAGGAGGAGGGGGAGGAAGGGCAGGAACUGAGAGCGUACAGGCCGUCAGCAGAAGCGACCGAGCCAGUGCGUCACUUCCUGCCCAGACGUGUGACCCAGUGCCGGGCUUUUCUCGCCUCCCUCUGUGGUCCAAGGCUGGGGAAGAGCGAGAGGUGGAGCUGGGCCGUGGAAGCCACACCUAAGCCUCCCCCGCCCCGUGCCGACAGGCUCACCGCGCUGGGAACACGCAGGCCCCACCGUGCCCGGGACCGGGCGGUUUGGAAAUGGGCUUUGUGGAUUUCCUGCUUUGGCGUGAGGGGCAGGGGAAGAGGCAGGGAGGAGCAGAACUGGAUCCAACCCAGUCACGGUGGGUGUUGUCCGUGUGUGUGUGCACAUGUGUGUGCACAGUGUGCGAGAGGGCAGGUGGGCCGUUCUGCUUCGAUGCACCAAACGCAAGUGCCUCAUUUCUGUGCCAAAUGUUUGCCUUGGUCUUUGCGGACCUCCUUCCCCGACACGGCUGGCGAGGCCGUCCGAGUGCAGAGCCUCCGCAGGCCCUGGUGCCUUCGCAGCCGCGGCCGGCGUUUCCGUUUCGCCCUCUGCAGGCAUCCAGCCAAGGGGAGCCGAGGCCCGGGCAGCCCCCGGUGCCCCGCCUGAGCUGGUCAGUGUCCACAUUUGUUGCAGAGGCUGCAGGCCAGGCCCCUUCCGCCUGCCGAGAGCGGAGAGGGCAAGUCCCAGAUCCGAGCAGGACAGGUGUGGUGAGGAGCCCGCGGGCGUCCCUGCUGGUGGCGCCUCCGCCACGCCCUUGGGAGCGCAGGCUUCUACGCUGACGAGAGCUGUCAGUGUUCACAUCUGACGGCUCCCCCCUGCGGAGCACGCGGGAGCUUCCAGGGUUUCUGGGGGCUGGUACGCGUGUGUCUCGUGUGUACCGCCCAGAACAAGGCGAGGCCGCUCAUCGACUGCACCGUGUUCUCGGGGACACAGGAGAGGGACGUCCCCCAGCGUUGGCCUCUGCGGCUCCCGAUGGGCCGAGCGUGGGGUCCUGGGGAGGACCUGCGGUGGAUUCGCAGGGCUCGUGCCCGAUCCGCGGCGGCCAGGGGCCCGUGAGCCCACUCACUACAGUGUGUGCGCCUCCAGUGCUGCGCUGUCCCGCGGUGAAGUCACCCUGCACGUAUCCUCAGUGUCAGAGACCUCGUACGUCUCGUCCGCCUUACCCGCUCGCGCGUAUUUUUACCUUUCUGAUCCUGUAAAGAAUAUAUCCAGUAUGUAAAUGAAUGUGCUAUAACGCCGUUGUAUAGUCACCUCUGCGCCUUAAACACCAUCUCCAGGCAGAGUGGAAUAAACGAUGGACUUGGUA
This is a messenger RNA of Lepus europaeus (European hare), 6881 nucleotides long. RefSeq names its product tensin 3 (gene TNS3). The coding region runs from base 295 to 4518 and encodes 1407 amino acids. Gene Ontology annotation, biological process: dephosphorylation. The record is from RefSeq and is a predicted model, not a curated record. Gene Ontology annotation, molecular function: protein binding; phosphatase activity. The transcript is spliced from 31 exons. NCBI's taxonomy places the organism in Eukaryota, Metazoa, Chordata, Mammalia, Lagomorpha, Leporidae.